This is a messenger RNA of Dictyostelium purpureum, 1941 nucleotides long. RefSeq lists its product as uncharacterized. The transcript has a single exon. NCBI's taxonomy places the organism in Eukaryota, Evosea, Eumycetozoa, Dictyosteliales, Dictyosteliaceae. Gene Ontology annotation, molecular function: ATP binding; ATP hydrolysis activity. The coding region runs from base 1 to 1941 and encodes 646 amino acids. Gene Ontology annotation, biological process: negative regulation of translational elongation. The record is from RefSeq and is a predicted model, not a curated record.
AUGUUGUCAUCAUUUACAAAAUUAAGAAAACCAUUAUCUUUGUAUAAUAUAUCAAAGAAUAAUGGUAGCAAUAUUAUAAAUACAAGAUGUAUCACUUCAAAUAAUAAAAUUGUUUUACAAAAUAGUAAUGAUAAUAGUUUAAAUAAAAAUAAAUUAUUUUGCCAAGAGUUUUUAGAAAAGAACUUUAAAAACAAUUACUCAAGUAAAAACAAUAAAAACAAUAAAGCCAAUAAUAAUAACAAUAAUAAAAAUGAAACCGAAAAAAUUAUUUUAUCAUUGGUUAAUGUUAGAAAAGUAUUCGAAGACACAGGAAGAGAUAUUUUAAAACCAACUUCACUUUCAUUUAUGUAUGGCGCCAAAAUUGGUUUGUUAGGUGGUAAUGGUUCUGGUAAAUCAACAUUUAUGAAGAUCAUUGCACAAGAAGAUACAGAGAUUGACGGCGAAGUGCUACUUUCAAAAGAUAUAUCAGUGGGUUAUCUUCACCAAGAACCAGAGUUGGAUCCAGAAAAAAAUGUAGAAGAAAAUAUUUUUGAUGGUGUUUAUGAAAAGAAAGAAAUUUUAGAUGAACACGAAGAGAUUACAGAGCGUUUAGAAGAUGAGGAUGAAGAAUUAACAAAACAAGAGAGAAAGCAAUUAGAAGCAAGACAAGAAGAGUUGGCAGAUAUUAUUGAAGAAGAAAAACUUUGGGAUCUAAAGAGAAAGAUUGCAAUUGCAAUUGAUGCAUUGAAUUGCCCACCAGGUGAAAGCAGUGUCGAAACAUUAUCAGGUGGUGAGCGUCGUAGAGUUGCUUUAGCUCGUUUAUUACUUUCAAAUCCAGAUAUCAUUUUAUUAGAUGAACCAACCAAUCAUUUAGAUGCAGAGAGUGUUGCUUGGUUAGAACGUUUCCUUAAAGAAUACAAAGGUACUGUUAUUGCAGUUACUCACGAUCGUUAUUUCUUGGAUAAUGUUGCAAAUUGGAUUUUAGAAAUUGACCGUGGUGAUUUAAUACCAUUUAAAGGAAAUUAUACAAAAUGGUUACAACACAAGGAAUCUCGUUUAGCAGUCGAAAAUAAAAAAGAAGAGGGUAGAAAGAAAGCAAUUAAAAAAGAAUUAGAAUAUCUUCAAGCAGGUGUUAAAGCUCAAACCAAAAAAAACAAAACUCGUAUCGAUAAAUACAAUGAUUUGGUAACUAGUGCACCAGAAAAGUAUAGAGAACCAGGUAGAAUCUCAAUCCCACCAUGUCCACGUCUCGGUAAAUUAGUAUUCGAGGCAAGAGAUCUUUCAAUGAGUUUUGACGGUCGUACUCUUUUCAAAAACUUAAAUUUAAAUAUCGAACCAGGUUCAAUUGUUGGUAUUGUAGGUCCUAACGGUACCGGUAAAUCUACACUCUUUAGAAUUAUGACCGGUGAAUUAAAACCAGAAACUGGUUCAGUUAGAGUUGGUGAAACUGUUCGUAUGGGCUUUGUUUCUCAAUCACGUAGCUCAUUAGAUGACGAUAAAACCAUUUAUGAAGAGGUAGCUGACGGUGAUGAUGUCGUUAAUAUGGGUCUCCAUCAAAUUCAUGUAAGAGAAUAUAUCAGUCAAUUCAAUUUCAGAGGUCAAGAGCAAGAUAAAUUCAUUGGUUCUCUUUCUGGUGGUGAACGUAAUCGUGUUCACAUUGCCAAAAUGAUCAAAAAAGGUUGUAACCUCUUAUUACUCGAUGAACCAACUAACGAUUUAGAUGUUGAUGUUUUAAGAAAUCUCGAAACAGCUUUAGAGGAUUUCCCAGGUUGUGCUGUCAUUAUUUCUCACGAUCGUUAUUUCUUGGAUCGUCUUUGUACCCAUAUUGUUUCAUUCGAAGGUGAAGGUAAUGUUGUAGUUCACGAAGGUAAUUAUGCUUCAUAUGAUGAAGAUAGAACACGUCGUACCGGUAAAAAAUAUGACCCACAUAAAUUAAAAUAUAAAAAGAUUUUAACUGUUUAA